AUGGCUUCUGCAGUUGUUAACCCGGCCCAGUCCACUUCCCCUCCUGAUACCGGCACGGCCAGUCCUGAUCGUGCGGCGCGAGUUUACCUUCCGGAUGUCGACCACGAUGUGUUCAAGCAUUUCCGCCUCAUAAAGGUGGACGAGGGGAAAUCGCAGCAGUACGAGUGCAGGUACUGCUGCAAUGUUUUUUCUGGUGCCGCCAUCCGCUGCGCGCAGCACUUGGCGAGUUGGAGGAAGAUGAAGUGCCGCGAAGUGGCGCUAUGCAAGGAAGCCCCCACUGAAGCGCGGGUUGCCAUGCGGAAGAAGUACGAGGCUAAGGCUGCAGCGGCGGCUCAGCGCCACCAGGCGACAUCGGAUGCCAUCGCGUCGGUCACCAGCAGCGGCAAGAGGAGCCGCAUUACUGACUACUUGGAGACGGAUGCGGCAGCUGGGAAGCGCGAUGCACAUGAGGCGUUGGCGCUCAUGUUCGCGGGGUGUCGCAUCCCGGAGCGCGUCGCGGAGCACCCUCUCUUCAUCAACGCCGUUCGUGCCAUUAGAGACGCCGGCACAGGAUACGUCCCACCAAACAGGCGGUUCAUCGACGGGGCGGGCUUGCGAAUGUGCUGCGACAACAUCGACAGGGGGCUUUCUGGAGUGAAGGCGAGCUGGAAGCGGACCGGCGUGACAGUUGCUUCUGAUAUGAUAACCGAUAAGAACGGUCGCCCCCAGGCGAACGUGUUUCUCGUCAACGACAGUGGCGCGGUGUUCAAGGACAGCGUGGACUGCCGCAUGGAGACCAAAACCGGCGGUUAUGUCGCCAGCAUCCUCAGGCCCGUGGUGGAGGAGGUCAGUCCGGAGAACGUGGUGGCGUUCUGCACGGACGGUGGGUCCAACUACGCGGUGGCGUGCAACCAGUUGAUCGCGGAAUGGCCGCACAUUCAACACGUGCCUUGCGGCACCCACGUGUUGGACCUCUUCAUGGAGGACGUCGGCAAGAUGCUGUGGGCCAAGAACGUGGUGGACCCUGCGGGCGAUAUCAGCUCCUUCGUCCGCAACCACCACUGGACGAGGGGAUACUUGCGGAACCCGGAAAUGGUGGGUGCAAGGAUGCUGCAGGCGCUGAAACCGGCUGGAACAAGAUUCGGGACACAAUACAUUGUUGUGUCCCGUCUCUGUGAGCUGCGGCAGUUGCUUGCACAGAUGGUUGUGUCUGAUGUGUGGAAGGGCAGGGCAGUUGGGGAGAGGAAGAAGCCUGCGGAGAAGUUUACAGCGCAAGUUCUUGAUGACGCGUGGUGGAAAACGGCGGAGUUUUUCUGCAAGCUGAUGAAGCUCCCGUUCUUCGCAAUGCGUAAGGCCGAUGCAGAUGCCAAGGGGAUGAUGGGCCGUAUGUAUGACACAAUGUUGCAGUUGACCGAGGAUGUGGGGACAGUGGUGGAGGAGGAUGAGGAGCAGCUCUCCUACUCCGACAAAGUGCACAUCCGCCGCCUGCUGAAGAACAGGUGGGACGGCAGCCUCGCCUGCCCCAUGCACGUUGCAGGCCGGAUUCCCAACCCGGCGAACCAGGAUGAAGACAUAUUCGGCUCAGACGCGGAGUGCACAAAGGUAUUCAAAGCGUUCAUCACUCAGCACGCCGAGCACCUCUGCAAUCACGGUAAGGAGGGGGAUGAUGGGGAUGACAUUGGCGAGGUUUUGCUGGAACUGCAGGAGGGGGUGAGGGCAUUUCUGGAUAUGAAGGGAAGCUUCGGGAUGGGGGAUGCAAUUGCUCAGAGGAACUUGGUCAAGGAGGGCAAGUAUGACAUGGUAAAGUGGUGGCAGUGGCACGGCACUGACGCACCAAAGCUGGCGGCCCUCGCCAUCAGGACUCUCUCUCAGGCCGUGUCGGCUUCACCAUGUGAGAGGGGAUGGUCAACGGCUACAAUGGAGGAGGACGAGGAGGAGGAGGAGGGGGACGACGUCAUUCUGGAGGAUGAGUAUGAGUAG
Messenger RNA from Closterium sp. Naga37s-1, 1959 nucleotides. The record is from the annotation of a GenBank genome assembly. NCBI's taxonomy places the organism in Eukaryota, Viridiplantae, Streptophyta, Zygnematophyceae, Desmidiales, Closteriaceae.